AUGAAACGUCAGUUGAAUACGAACAAAUAAAACAUACGGUGCAAAACAAAUCGAAACCAACAGUUGUUUGCGAGUGUUUCUCCAUUAUCUAUGAGAUUAACGUUACUCAGAAGAAUGUCGUUCGUAGAUCUUUCAUCGCUUAGAAUCAAGUACAAAUCGGAGAAGGAGAUCUUUCUAGAAUCGAGCAUCGAGCGGAAGGAACCGAUAAGCCUAUUUCGCAAGUGGAUGCAAGAUGCGUGCGAAACUCCAGAGAUCAUCGAACCGAACGCGAUGUGCCUGGCAACAGCAACAAAGGAUGCUGUUCCAUCGGCCCGGUUCGUACUGUUGAAAGAUGUUACCGACGAGGGAUUUACCUUCUUUACCAACUACGAAAGCCGCAAAGCGGACGAGCUGGCAGAAAAUGCAAACGUUGCGCUCGCGUUCUACUGGCUACCGUUGCGUCGGUCGGUCCGGAUCGAAGGUACGGCGGAGCGCAUAUCGCGCGAAGCAUCGGAAACAUACUUUCACCAGCGCCCGAGGGCAAGCCAGAUCGGUGCGCUUGCUAGCCCCCAGAGCAAACCGAUACCGAGCCGCGAGUUUCUAGACCAGAAGGAAAAGGGCAUCAAAGAGGAGCUCGGACCGGACGGUGUGGUGCCACUGCCAAACUGGGGCGGUUAUCUCGUUCGCCCGAAAGCGAUUGAAUUUUGGCAGGGACAAACCAACCGGCUGCACGAUCGCAUCCGGUUCCGCAAACAGCUCGAUGCGAAUGAGGCGGUCGAUGGCACGCUGCUACAUCAGGGCGAGGAAGGAUGGGUGUACGAGCGAUUAGCACCUUAAACUAAUCCUAGGAACUGGCCCGCCGUGUGUCCAUCGGUCACAAAAAUGCGUCUUCCAUUUAGAUUAUAUUUUAAAAAAAUGGCUUUGAGCUUCAUUUCGGAUAUUUAAAUCAAUGCACAAAAAUCGGUUUUUGGUUUCCGGGUCACCACAUUGGACCGGACUUUCUUUUGUUUGUUAAUGCUUCUGAUGUUUGCCCACGGGAGGAAACGAAUCUGAGUGUGUAAUGUGUGUUGGACAUCUUAUAUUUUUAUUACAAUAAAAUCGUGGUACGCAAACCUGGAGAAUUG
Molecule: messenger RNA, 1103 nt
Organism: Anopheles stephensi (Asian malaria mosquito)
Lineage: Eukaryota; Metazoa; Arthropoda; Insecta; Diptera; Culicidae
Product: pyridoxine-5'-phosphate oxidase-like
Exons: 3
Coding region: 91-816 (241 amino acids)
Biological process (GO): pyridoxine biosynthetic process; pyridoxal 5'-phosphate biosynthetic process
Molecular function (GO): FMN binding; pyridoxamine phosphate oxidase activity
Source: RefSeq, a predicted model, not a curated record